AUGGAUCUGUUUGAUGAUUUAAACUGGAGACAUACGAAGCUACUGAUGUCUAGCUUCGGUGCUUGGCCCUUUCAGUCACGAGCUAAACGACUAAUACUUGGAACUACCGGUCACUUUAUGCUAGAAAGUAUGCUGAUACCCGAGCUAAAAAAUUUAUUAAUGCGCGUCCAACGCGACUGGCAACUAAAUUUAGAUGAAUCAGAAAUAAAAAUCCUGCGUAAUGAUGGACACAAUCAUAAAAUAUUCAUGGAUUUUUACUACAUUAGCAUAUAUUCGGCAGCAGUAAUUUACAUGCUGGUACCGAUAAUACCAAAAAUAUUAGACUACAUCGUACCGUUAAAUGAAUCAAGACCAUCGUUACCAUUCUAUCAAGCUGAAUAUUUCGUCGACCCGAACAAGUACUCGACAAUUAUUUACAUUUGCUCAUGUCUUGUAACUCCAAUCACUCCGACCGUUUUUGUAGCAUUCGACUCUAUUUACUCCUGUCUCAUCCAACAUUCCUGCAGCAUGUUCACUAUUAUUGGACGUCGGUUGCAAAAUUUGACAAAUGAUUUGAAUAUUUCCCGCAAUGAAAAAAAUGAUGAUGAUAAAUUUAAGUUGCUGACAGUAAUAAUGGCCAAUAAAUUGGUAGAUAAAAUAAGAAUUGGUUGGUUUGGAAUGUGUCAAGUUGUCCACUUAUAUGUACUCAGUUACUUUGGACAGAAAUUAAUCGAUCACAGUGAAUACAUACACAAAUCUGUAUGUUUAACUCACUGGUACAGUUUUCCUCAUAAAACGAAACCACUGAUUGUUUUAAUACUGCUGAGAUGUAAAAUACUGUCGAAAAUAACGGCGGGAAAACUUUACGUUAUGUCUGUAGAAAAUUUUACGUCUGUAAUGAAAAAAUCAAUCUCUUAUUUUACAGUACUGACGUCAGUACAGUAA
This is a messenger RNA of Microplitis demolitor, 924 nucleotides long. RefSeq lists its product as uncharacterized. Gene Ontology annotation, cellular component: plasma membrane. Gene Ontology annotation, molecular function: olfactory receptor activity; odorant binding. NCBI's taxonomy places the organism in Eukaryota, Metazoa, Arthropoda, Insecta, Hymenoptera, Braconidae. The record is from RefSeq and is a predicted model, not a curated record. The transcript is spliced from 7 exons. The coding region runs from base 1 to 924 and encodes 307 amino acids. Gene Ontology annotation, biological process: sensory perception of smell; detection of chemical stimulus involved in sensory perception of smell.